GAGCGGCGAACCGGCGGAACGGGGCAGAGCGGAGCAGAGCGGCGGCGCCGGAGAGGAGGAGGAGGAGGAACAAAUAAACAAUCAUAAUAAUAAUUCAUAAUAAUCGUAAUCGUAACGAUCAUAAGAAUUUUUUUAUAAAACAAAAAAAAAAAAAAAGAGAGAGAGAGAGCGAGGAGGAGAAAAAAAAAAGCCAACAGCCCCCCCACACCCCCGAGCCCAAAAGAGGGAGCGAGAGAGAGCAAGAGCGCAGCGGCCGGGCGGAGCGGCGGAGAGGAAGAAUUAAAGCGAGCGAAGGAGGGAGGAGAGACAGAGCAGAGAGAGAGGAGGAAAGAGGAGGAGGAGGAAAAAAAAAAAGCCCACAAAAACAAAGCGAUCGCAGUUGAUGUUGCUGCUGCAAGCUGGACUUCCAAAAACUACGGCGAGACCGACCGCUCUCCGCGCCGAGAAGAGUCUCCUCCGCUGUGCGUGUUUUUUUCCGCUGUGUGUGUAAUCUUUAACCUUUUAUUCAUUCUUAUUUUGAUGGCUUUCCUGAAUGGCUGACUGCGAGCUUCCCUGGACCUGGCCCCCAGACACCCGCCUCUCCUCCUUCAACUACUCUGCUGCAGAUCAGCUCUAAGAGAGAGAGAGGGAGAUCUUUGAAGAGAUUUUUUUUUUUUUCUCCUCUCUCUCUCUCUCUCUCUCUCCCCCUCUCUCCCCCACCCCCACCACCCCUUUACUUUGCUCUCCUGGAGCCCAGACAAUCGACUCGCACCUCGCCCCCCCGCACACACACCUCCAUCGCCCCGUGCUUCUGCACCUUCGCCGGUACCGGGAGAUCCCCCCCACCCCGACCCUCCUGAAAAAAAAAAAAAAAAAAAAAAAAAAAAGGCAAAACAACAAAAGAGAGAGAGGGAAAAAGAGAGAGAGAGAGAGGGGAGGACAAAAAAAUAAAAAGACUGCUGCAAAGCUGAUCUGAAAAGCAAAGCAAACAAACUUUGAAAAUAAAGGGGGAACAGGAAGUUUGGCAACGGUGUCCAAUAGAUAUGGCAAUGGUAGUCGGUGCGUGGCGAGACCCCCAGGACGAUGUGCCCGGAGCUCAGGGAACGCAGCCUUCGCAAGCCCCGCCGGUGCAGGGACCCCCGGCCGGGGCCCCGCACACCCCACAGACCCCGGGGCCCGGGGGCCCUCCCAGUACGCCAGCCCAGACCAACCCGCCGAGCCAGCAGAACCAAGGAGACAAGCAGCAGCAGCAGCAGCACAUUGAAUGUGUGGUUUGUGGGGACAAGUCUAGUGGCAAACAUUAUGGCCAGUUUACCUGCGAGGGUUGCAAGAGUUUCUUCAAGCGGAGUGUAAGGAGGAAUCUCAGCUACACUUGUCGUGCCAACAGGAACUGUCCCAUUGACCAGCACCACCGCAAUCAGUGUCAGUACUGCCGCCUCAAAAAAUGCCUCAAAGUUGGCAUGAGACGGGAAGCGGUCCAGAGGGGCAGAAUGCCACCCACACAGCCAACUCAUGGUCAGUUCGCCUUGACAAAUGGGGACCCUCUCAACUGCCAUUCCUACCUAUCCGGAUAUAUCUCCCUUCUUCUGAGAGCAGAGCCCUACCCCACCUCCCGCUUUGGCAGUCAGUGCAUGCAACCCAACAACAUCAUGGGCAUCGAGAACAUUUGUGAACUGGCAGCUAGGAUGCUCUUCAGCGCGGUGGAGUGGGCCAGGAAUAUCCCCUUCUUCCCAGACCUCCAGAUCACAGACCAGGUGGCCCUCCUGAGGCUGACCUGGAGCGAGUUAUUUGUCCUCAACGCUGCCCAGUGCUCCAUGCCCCUCCACGUAGCUCCGCUCCUGGCAGCUGCUGGCCUCCACGCUUCGCCAAUGUCUGCUGACCGAGUGGUCGCCUUUAUGGACCACAUACGAAUCUUCCAAGAGCAAGUAGAAAAACUGAAAGCAUUGCAUGUCGACUCUGCAGAAUAUAGCUGUUUAAAGGCCAUAGUCCUCUUCACCUCAGAUGCCUGUGGUCUCUCUGAUGUAGCCCAUGUUGAAAGUUUACAGGAGAAGUCACAGUGUGCUUUGGAAGAGUAUGUUAGGAGCCAGUAUCCCAACCAGCCAACACGAUUCGGGAAGCUAUUACUACGUCUCCCCUCCCUUCGCACUGUCUCCUCUUCUGUCAUAGAGCAAUUGUUUUUCGUCCGUUUGGUAGGUAAAACCCCCAUAGAAACCCUAAUCAGGGAUAUGUUACUGUCUGGCAGCAGUUUUAACUGGCCUUACAUGUCCAUUCAAUAAAACAUCCAAGAGAGAGAGAGAAAGAGAGAGAGAGAGAAAAUAAAAGGAAAAAAAAAAACAACAACACCGAGACAAAAAUUAAAAAAAAAAAUAAAUAAAAAUUCAAAAUUGAGAAGGGAGAUGUGAGUGAAAGGAAAGCAAAUGACAUUUGGGUUCUGGUUGUUUCUUAAAUUUCCUUCUGCUAAGAAAGGAUGUAAAAGGAUGUUACAAGUUUGCUAAGAGAAGACAGGAAAAAAUUAAUGGACUGUGAAUUAAAAAAAGAGACUGUCAAAUGAACUUUUACAGAAUGCAUUAAAAACUCCCGUGUCGUUCAGAAAAAAACUUGCUACUUAUCAUUUUUUUUGUAAAAAAUAAAAAAGAGGGAAAGAAAAAAAGAAAGAAGAAGAAAAGAAACGAUGGUGGGCUUUUUCUUUUUUUCUUUUUUCUUCUUUUUUUUUCUUUUUUUUGGGGUAAACUUUUUAAAAAAUCUCGCUUAAAGUGCAUUUAAAGGAAAUUUGGAGAAAAUUAGCAGAACGGAAGCAAGUAAGUCUUUUUUUUCCAAAUUAUUAAUUGUCCUAUGUGUCUAUGUACCUAUAGCUGUUCUUUUUGUAUUUUUCUGGUUUCAAACCAGUUUAUUCUGUGGUUCUAUAAUAAUUUUUGAUAUAACCUUGGCUUCUUUAAAAAAAAAAAAAUAAACUGUGUAUCCUUAAAAUAUAUGUUCUGAAAGAAUUAAAACUGAGUCCACGAAAGUAUCAUAGGAAGAAAGGAAAAGAGAAAAAAAAAAACCCUCAACAACACAAUGAUGGAAGCGCACUUAAGGUGGUGACCCAAAAUCUAGCUUGAAGCUGAGAGAGCUAUAAUUAUAUAGACCCGAAUGAACCACACGUGUCAUAUAACUCCCCCCAAAUCUAGGUUUUUUUGAUAUUUCGGACAGAAAAUGAACUGUGGGGAUUUAUUAUAGGUAGAAGGAUUUUGUGUCCAAGACACACUACGGUUUUGAUUUAAAAGGAAAAAAAAAAAAAACAAACAAGCAAACAAGCAAAGUGAACUUUUGUAAUUUGAAUUGGGUUCCACAUAGUUCAUCAUGAAUUGUUAUUAAACUCCUCUAUCUGUUUGUAUAUUUGCAAGCCCUUUGUAUUAUAAUAAUUGUUGAUAUUUUCCCUUUUUAAAAAAUACCAUUGAAAUCAGCAUGACAAAAUAACACUGUUGGCACUUAUAGAUAACGUGAUUGAUUCAGUAUCUUAGAGUUUACAGUUUUGUGUUUAAAAAAACUGAAGGUUUUUUUUUUUUUUAAGUGCAACAUUUCUGUAUACUGUAAAAGUUAUAAUAACUGAACUGUUUGGUCGAGUCUUUGUGUGUUAUAUUCCAAGGAAAAUUGAAAGUAUUCAGAAAUUAAAAUAUUAUUUGAUAUCUGAAACUUGUUUGGCUGUCAUAAAUGUCUUUCAGAAACCACAUUACUUCUCUAUAGUUUGCAGUCAUUUAAGUCCAUAGGCGAUUGAUUUGUUUACUUGUCACAGUAAGUUUGUAGCAGAUGUAUUGUAGUGUAUUUACCUGUUUAAUUCCGGGAUGGGGGUGGAGGACUUAAGUUCGUGGUUUAUCUCUGGUUUUAGGAAGUACUAUGCUGAAAUGGUAAACCAUCAACCCCCAUUCAUCUAAUCCUCCUGUUAAUUAAAAAUGGAUUUUCUGGGGAAAAAAAAAAAAAA
This is a messenger RNA of Melozone crissalis (California towhee), 3937 nucleotides long. RefSeq names its product nuclear receptor subfamily 2 group F member 2 (gene NR2F2). The record is from RefSeq and is a predicted model, not a curated record. The coding region runs from base 1023 to 2255 and encodes 410 amino acids. Gene Ontology annotation, molecular function: retinoic acid binding; zinc ion binding; RNA polymerase II cis-regulatory region sequence-specific DNA binding. The transcript has 3 exons. Lineage: Eukaryota; Metazoa; Chordata; Aves; Passeriformes; Passerellidae. Gene Ontology annotation, biological process: negative regulation of transcription by RNA polymerase II; anatomical structure development; cell differentiation.